AAAAAAUAAAAAUAAAGAAAACCUUCUAAUCAAGAGUAAUUCUCUGCAAAAAGAGGAAUGAAGGAGCCUGAGAUGAACUGAGCUCAUUGAUGGAAACAGACCUGAGCAUGGAGACACUGACGCAAAGCAACCAGACAAUGAGUCAUAGAGGAGCAACUAAUGAACCAAAACGGAUUCUAAUUAUUGCACUUCUCAUGUUGUCACUGCAGGUUAAAGCAACAUUGAGCAGAAAUCACGUUCCCUCCCUCAUUGCCAGAGUCGGGGAUGACAUCACUUUCUCUUGUGAAAAUGUGAUUAGUAAUCACAAUAAAUGUGACACGACCACCUGGAUCCACGGUAAUACUGACCUGUCAGCAGCCGUAGAGCUGGUAGAGCUCGGAGAGAGAACUGACAUCCGGUCAGACAGACUGAGUGUUUCUGAAAAUUGUUCUCUGGUUCUGAAGAAAAUCUCAGCAGAGGAUGUGGGUCGGUACACCUGCAGACAGUUUAUAGCAGGAGAACAGUCGGGUCCAGAUGCUGAGGUUCAGCUCUCUGUCGUUAGCGUGACUGAGCAUUUGGAUCGGGAAAAGAUGACGCUGACCUGCUCUGUUCUCACACAAGAACGCUGUAAACACAGAGUGAAGUGGUUGUUUAACGGCACCGAUGUGAAGCCAGAAACCAAAAUAGCAGAGGAAACAUCAACUUCCUGCUCUGCUGCUGUGACCUUUAACCCCACUCAUUAUGUUAAAACAACAUGGUCUCAUUUAUUUAAGUGUGAAAUAAAAACAGGUGCUGACAAACUGCAGCUUUUUAGCCUCAGCCCUCAUCCUCCAGGCAACAAUCCAACUCCACCAACGACACAAUCUACUCCAGCAGUAGCUGAACUGGAGAAAACGGAGAACAAAGUUCCAGCAGACUGGUGGAGGCUCCUGGUUGUGUCUGCUGGUGUAGUUGCAGUGGUAGCCGUUGUUUUGGUCAUCGUUAUACGGACAGGAACCAAAGGUGAAAUCAAACACAAUAAAUGGAGUAAGAUGCAGAUGAAUCAAAGCAAUGUACACAAUGAUGAAGAUGGAGAUGCAGAAAAUCAUGUAAACAUCAGGAUGUCUGAGGUUUACCUUACAGCUCCCUGCUUGUGUCAGAGUCACUGAUCAAAGCGAAUUUACUCAAAUU
Cyprinodon tularosa is the source of this 1149-nucleotide messenger RNA. RefSeq lists its product as uncharacterized. The transcript has 7 exons. Gene Ontology annotation, molecular function: MHC class II protein binding; protein tyrosine kinase binding. The record is from RefSeq and is a predicted model, not a curated record. NCBI's taxonomy places the organism in Eukaryota, Metazoa, Chordata, Actinopteri, Cyprinodontiformes, Cyprinodontidae. Gene Ontology annotation, cellular component: external side of plasma membrane; membrane raft. Gene Ontology annotation, biological process: positive regulation of ERK1 and ERK2 cascade; T cell activation; interleukin-15-mediated signaling pathway. The coding region runs from base 90 to 1127 and encodes 345 amino acids.